CCAGCUGGUCCACUAACCCUUUACCACUUUAAAUCCACAGUGCCAGCCCUGCCUUUAGCACACGUAGUCUGUGUAAAGACAGCUAAUCUGUUAGCUUGUCAGCCGCUAACUCGCUAACACAGUAUUAAAUGGAUGUUGUAUUUGUAGUUAAAAGCUUUUUUUAAGGAAAUAUGAGCCUUCCUAAGGUCCAGAUCCUGCUAGCGUGGGUCCUUGUAGCUGUCGGUCCUGUGUUCUGUUCAGAGGCUGAGACUCGUCUGAUGAAGACACUAUUUACUGGCUACAACAAGGUUGUGCGUCCAGUCAAUCACUUCAAUGAGGCCGUAGUCAUCACUGUGGGCCUGCAGCUAAUCCAGCUCAUCAGUGUGGAUGAAGUGAACCAGAUUGUGACCAGUAAUGUCCGUCUCAGACAGCAAUGGGUAGAUGUGAACUUAAAAUGGAAUCCUGAUGAUUACGGAGGAAUCAAGAAGAUCCGAGUCCCUUCAGCUGACAUAUGGAAACCUGACCUGGUUCUAUACAACAACGCUGAUGGUGACUUUGCCAUCAUCCACGAGACCAAAGUUCUGCUGGAGUACAAUGGGAAGAUAACAUGGAACCCUCCAGCUAUUUUUAAGAGUUACUGUGAGAUCAUUGUCCUCCAUUUCCCAUUCGACCUGCAGAACUGUAGCAUGAAACUGGGAACCUGGACAUACGACGGACUGUUGGUGGUCAUCAACCCAGACAGCGAUCGUCCAGAUAUCAGUAACUUCAUGGAAUCGGGUGAAUGGGUGCUGAAGGACUACAGGAGCUGGAAGCAUUGGGUUUUUUACACCUGCUGUCUCGACACACCAUACCUGGACAUCACUUACCACUUCCUGAUGCUGAGAUUGCCUCUUUAUUUUAUCGUCAAUGUCAUCAUUCCCUGCAUGCUCUUCUCUUUUCUCACUGGACUUGUCUUCUACCUGCCCACUGACUCUGGUGAAAAGAUGACCCUCUCCAUCUCGGUCCUGCUGUCUCUGACCGUCUUCUUGCUGGUCAUUGUGGAGCUGAUUCCGUCCACCUCCAGUGCUGUGCCUCUCAUUGGGAAAUACAUGCUCUUCACCAUGGUGUUCGUCAUCGCCUCCAUCAUCAUCACAGUCAUUGUCAUUAACACGCAUCACCGCUCGCCCAGCACACACACCAUGCCCGCCUGGAUCCGAAAGGUCUUCAUUGAAACCAUUCCCAACAUGAUGUUCUUCUCCACAAUGAAACGUCCCAGUCAGGAGAUCCAACAGAAGAGAUUGUUCCCAACAGACAUGGACAUCUCUGACAUUUCAGGUAAUCCAACACCCACCAGUGUAACAUAUCAGUCUCCCAUCAUUAAAAACCCGGACGUUCGCAGCGCCAUCGAGGGGGUGAAGUACAUCGCAGAGACCAUGAAAUCUGAUGAAGAAUCUAAUAAUGCCGCAGAGGAGUGGAAGUUUGUCGCCAUGGUUCUAGAUCACAUCCUGCUCUGCGUCUUCAUGGCCGUGUGCAUCAUUGGGACACUUGCCGUCUUUGCCGGGAGACUCAUCGAGCUCAACAUGCUGUAGCUGCCGACCAGACUGAUAUGACUGGAUGAGUUCAGGUCGUGUUUGAUCUCCUCCAGACUCCCAAACAUACACACAGCAUGAGUUAAAGUUUUCUCAUGGGUCAAAUGUGUGUGUGAGGUCGCUGCAGUAAAGCAGGUGUCUCGUGAUUCAAAAUGGGUCAUACUUGAAGCAGUCGUUGCAAAUAUUUUUCUAAAAAGUGUUUGUAGUUUGUUUUUCUAGGCGGAAACGGACAUUAAUGCAACUUGAAAAC
Thalassophryne amazonica is the source of this 1797-nucleotide messenger RNA. RefSeq names its product cholinergic receptor, nicotinic, alpha 1 (muscle) (gene chrna1). NCBI's taxonomy places the organism in Eukaryota, Metazoa, Chordata, Actinopteri, Batrachoidiformes, Batrachoididae. The transcript has 10 exons. Gene Ontology annotation, biological process: chemical synaptic transmission; nervous system process; regulation of membrane potential. The coding region runs from base 171 to 1547 and encodes 458 amino acids. The record is from RefSeq and is a predicted model, not a curated record. Gene Ontology annotation, cellular component: neuron projection; postsynaptic membrane; synapse. Gene Ontology annotation, molecular function: acetylcholine-gated monoatomic cation-selective channel activity; transmembrane signaling receptor activity.